Molecule: messenger RNA, 384 nt
Organism: Staurois parvus
Lineage: Eukaryota; Metazoa; Chordata; Amphibia; Anura; Ranidae
Source: the annotation of a GenBank genome assembly
CUUCAGUCUCGCACAGGUGUAGCGGCUCCUCCCCUUCAGUCUCGCACAGGUGUAGCGGCUCCUCCCCUUCAGUCUCGCACAGGUGUAGCGGCUCCUCCCCUUCAGUCUCGCACAGGUGUAGCGGCUCCUCCCCUUCAGUCUCGCACAGGUGUAGCGGCUCCUCCCCUUCAGUCUCGCACAGGCGUAGCGGCUCCUCCCCUUCAGUCUCGCACAGGCGUGCCUGCUCCUCCACUUCAGUCUCGCACAGGUGUACCUGCAUCAUCUAGCCUUUUCUCCCCAGCCUGUCUCUGGCCCCGCCCCUUUCAUUCAGUAGUGCCCACCUCAUAUCCUGGCUGGAGGAUAUCCAGCAUCAUCCAGCCCCACCCCCAACACACACACACCCCC